Molecule: messenger RNA, 4102 nt
Organism: Canis lupus familiaris (dog)
Lineage: Eukaryota; Metazoa; Chordata; Mammalia; Carnivora; Canidae
Gene: ARID5B
Product: AT-rich interaction domain 5B
Exons: 10
Coding region: 430-4035 (1201 amino acids)
Biological process (GO): regulation of transcription by RNA polymerase II
Cellular component (GO): nucleus
Molecular function (GO): transcription cis-regulatory region binding
Source: RefSeq, a predicted model, not a curated record
GCCUCCUCCAAAAAUCUCAUUAGACGACACCCCUAGACAAGGGAGAUUGGGAAGAGGGAGAUCUCAUCUUCACACAGUUUUAGGGUGGAUUUUAUUUUUACAAGUCUUCCUAUCUGGUUUUUGCCUUGAUCCAUCCGCUUCCCGCCGAGAUCGGACGGAACCUUUCUUCCGAUUAUGAAUUUGAUCAUCCCACAUUUGGAAGGAAACCGACACAGUUUUGACAGGAGCUGAAAAUUGAGUCGUCAGAGAAAUAUUAGGACAUAUUUUCAAUCAUUUUGGUGCCGAAGGGGAGGCAAGAGCUCAGUUUUAUAUUGAGACAUUACGCCAGCUGAAGGCAGAGAAUGUUUUUCCCUGCCAGGACCUGAUGCAAUCCAUUCAAGCCAACAAGUUUGGAGAGAAUGUUGAGUUCAAUCAAUUCAGAACGUCGAGAUGGAGCCCAACUCACUCCAGUGGGUCGGCUCACCGUGUGGCUUGCACGGACCUUACAUUUUCUACAAGGCUUUUCAAUUCCACCUUGAAGGCAAACCAAGAAUUUUGUCCCUUGGCGACUUUUUCUUUGUAAGAUGUACGCCAAAGGAUCCGAUUUGCAUAGCGGAGCUCCAGCUGUUGUGGGAAGAGAGGACCAGCCGGCAACUUUUAUCCAGCUCUAAACUUUAUUUCCUCCCAGAAGACACUCCCCAGGGCAGAAAUAGCGACCACGGCGAGGAUGAAGUCAUUGCUGUUUCUGAAAAGGUAAUCGUGAAGCUUGAAGACCUGGUCAAGUGGGUACACUCUGAUUUCUCCAAGUGGAGAUGUGGCCUCCAGGCUGGGGCCGUGAAGACCACGGCCUUGGGGAGGAAUGGACAGAAGGAAGCUUUGCUGAAGUAUAGGCAGUCAACACUCAACAGUGGACUCAACUUCAAAGACGUUCUCAAGGAAAAGGCUGACCUUGGGGAGGACGAGGAAGAGACGAACGUGAUCGUCCUCAGCUACCCUCAGUAUUGCCGGUACCGGUCCAUGCUGAAGCGCAUCCAGGAUAAGCCGCCUUCCAUUCUGACGGACCAGUUUGCGUUGGCCCUGGGGGGCAUUGCGGUGGUCAGCAAGAACCCGCAGAUCCUGUACUGUCGGGAUACCUUUGACCACCCAACUCUCAUUGAAAAUGAGAGUAUAUGUGAUGAGUUUGCGCCAAACCUUAAAGGCAGACCACGCAAAAAGAAACCAUGCCCACAGAGAAGAGAUUCAUUCAGUGGUGUUAAAGAUUCCAACAACAACUCCGAUGGCAAAGCUGUUGCCAAGGUGAAAUGUGAGGCCAGGUCAGCCUUGUCCAAGCCGAAGAAUAACCAUAAUAACUGUAAAAAAGUCUCAAAUGAAGAGAAACCAAAGGUUGCCAUUGGUGAAGAGUGCAGAGCAGAUGAGCAGGCCUUCCUGGUGGCACUCUAUAAAUACAUGAAAGAAAGGAAGACGCCAAUAGAACGAAUACCCUAUUUAGGUUUUAAACAGAUUAACCUUUGGACUAUGUUUCAAGCUGCUCAAAAACUGGGAGGAUAUGAAACAAUAACAGCCCGCCGACAAUGGAAACAUAUUUAUGAUGAAUUAGGCGGUAAUCCUGGGAGCACCAGCGCCGCCACUUGCACCCGCAGACAUUAUGAAAGAUUAAUCCUACCGUAUGAAAGGUUUAUUAAAGGGGAGGAAGAUAAGCCCCUGCCUCCAAUCAAACCUCGGAAACAGGAGAACAGUUCACAGGAAAAUGAGAAUAAAACAAAAGUAUCAGGAACCAAACGCAUCAAACAUGAAAUCCCUAAGAGCAAGAAAGAAAAAGAGAAUGCCCCGAAGCCCCAGGAAUCACCAGAGGUUUCAUCAGAGCCAGAGAAGGAACAAGAGACUUCGAAUCAGAAGAGCAUCACUGAGCCCCUCCCAGCAGCAGAGGGGAAGAGAAAAAUGGAAGGGUACCAGGAUUUCGCGGCGAGGCCCGUGGGGUCCCGAGCGGACCCCGAGAAGGACAGCGAUGCAGACCGAGGUGCCGGCGGUGCGACGGCCGCAGAGGAGGCGGGGGAGCAGGGGCCUGUCCCCCCGCUGCCCAGCGCCCCUGCCGCCCCUGACAGGGGCCCGGCCCUGGGCCCCGGGGCUGGCAAGCAGCCCCUCACCUCUCCCAGUGCCCCUGCGGACUCGAAGCAAGAGCCCCAGCCCUGCUGCUUUGCAGAGAGCCCGGACAGCGAGCCCCAAGAGCCCCCCUUCCCCGGCUUCCCCGCCGCGCAGCCGCCUCUGGCCAGCCAGAGCGAGCUGGAGGAGGACAAGCUGCCCGCCAUGGCCGACUACAUCGCCAACUGCACCGUCAAGGUGGACCAGCUGGGCAGUGACGACAUCCACAAUGCGCUCAAGCAGACCCCGAAGGUCCUGGUGGUUCAGUCCUUUGACAUGUUCAAGGACAAAGACCUGACCGGGCCCAUGAACGAGAACCACGGGCUUAACUACACGCCCCUGCUCUACUCGAGGGGCAACCCGGGCAUCAUGUCCCCACUGGCCAAGAAGAAGCUCCUGUCCCAAGUGAGUGGGGCCGGCCUCUCCGGCAGCUACCCCUACGGCUCCCCGCCCCCUCUGAUCAGCAAAAAGAAGCUGAUCCCGAGGGACGAGCUGUGCUCGGGUUUGCCCCAGGCCCACCCGGGCCAGGGGAGCGACCACGCGGCGGUGAGCCGGCCGUCGGUGAUUCAGCACGUGCAGAGCUUCCGAAGCAAGGCCUCGGAAGAGAGAAAGGGCCUCGGUGACCUUUUCAAGCACGACAAGCUGGGGCGAUCGGAGCCGCACCGCUGCAGCUUCUCCAAGCAUCACCUCGGCCCGCUCGCCGACUCCUACGCGCUGAAGCCCGACGCCCCGGAGGGCAAGGACAAGCCGCUGGAGAAGAGGGCGCUGCCCCACGCGCACGUGCCCAGCUUCCUGGCCGACUUCUACUCGUCGCCUCACCUGCACAGCCUCUACCGGCACGCGGAGCACCACCUUCACGCCGAGCAGACCUCCAAGUACGCCUGCAGGGACGCGUACCGGGAGUCGGAGAACAGCUCCUUCCCCGCCCACAAACACCAGGAGAAGCUGCACGUCAAUUAUCUCGCCUCGCUGCACCUGCAGGACAAGAAGCCGGCCCCCGCCGAGGCCCCCGCCGACGAGCAGCCCACGGACCUGAGCCUCCCCAAGAACCUGCACAAACCCACGGGCAAGGUCCUGGGCCUGGCCCACGCGGCGCCCGGGCCGCAGGAGAGCAAGGGCGCCCCCCAGUUCCCGGCGGGCAACGGCCAGAGCCGAGACGGUCACCCCAAGGCCUGCCGGGUCUCGCCCAUGACCCUGUCGGCCCCCAAAAAGUACCCCGAGCCGCUGUCCAGGGCGAGCCGGCCGCACCACGUGAGGCUGGAGAGCUUCCGCAAGCUCGAGGGCAUGGUGCACCCGGUGCUGCACCGCAAGGCCGGCCCGCAGGCCGUGGGCGCCGCGCGGCCCAUCAAGCGCGGCCUGGAGGACCUGGACCUGGUGAUCGCGGGGAAGAAGGCCCGCGCCGUGUCCCCGCUCGACCCGCCCAAGGAGGCCUGCGGGAAGGACAAGGGCGCGGAGCUGGAGGGCGAGGGCGGCAAGGCGGCGGCGGCGCACGGCGGCCCGGGGGGCGCGGGCGGGGGCGCGGGCGGGGGCGCGGGCGGGGCGGCGGCCGACGGCCACAAGGCGGCGCUGUCCUCGCCCAUCUUCCCGGGGCUGUACUCGGGCAGCCUGUGCGGCUCGGGCCUCGGCUCCCGGCUGCCCGCCGGCUACUCCCACUCGCUGCAGUACUUGAAAAACCAGACCGUGCUCUCUCCGCUCAUGCAGCCCCUGGCUUUCCACUCGCUCGUGAUGCAAAGGGGGAUUUUUACGUCGCCGACAAAUUCUCAGCAGCUUUACAGACACUUGGCUGCGGCCACCCCCGUGGGAAGCUCGUACGGGGACCUUUUGCACAACAGCAUUUACCCACUCGCUGCUAUCAACCCUCAAGCUGCCUUCCCGGCCUCCCAGCUGUCGUCCGUCCACCCCAGCACGAAACUGUGAGCCCGGCCCGGGCCGGCGCGGCUCGCGGAGCUCCUCCCCUCGCAGCCCCGGGCGCGGCGGCGGCGGC